AUGGCACCGCAAUACCAAUCGGCACCUCAAUGCUUUUGUAAAAAGCCAGCUUCGCCGGCCUUUUCAGAAGAAUUUGGUUUAAUAUACGAAUGUCAUUACAUUCAUUCUAACCCAUGGAAAACUGCAACAGAAAAAUAUACAAAUGAAAAGACUACCGACACCAUUAUACCAACGCGUGGUGACGGGACUUCUAUUUGUGGAUUUCAUAUUCAUAAAGAUGUUUGGGAUAAAAUUAUUCAAGAUAAAGGACAAAUUUUAGAUGAACUUGAAACUUGCCCAUUUUUUAAUUUCACAUUUUGUGUAUUCUUUAAUCAAAGGAAUAAAUAUCCUAUUUCACAUCCUCCAGUUCCAAAUUGUUUUUGUGAUAAUCCAGUUGAAAUGAUGUUUAAAAGGCGACCUAGUGGUAAUUUGAUUUUCACUUGUGCCAAUUAUUUAGUUGAUGGUCGACAACCGAAAUGUACUUGGCGUUUAUCAGCUGAAGAAGUUCCAUUUAGAAAUUUAAAUGGAUAUACUCAUCCUAUUAAAAAGCGAUUCGUUAAUGGAUUAUUAGAACAUGAAGAUAAACUUAUUGAAUGUAAUGGCGAUGGGAAUGUUGAAAAUUAUUCAAACGUUGUAGUAGUUGAUAAUGUAAAUAUUGAAAAUUCUGAAAAUCUUGAAAAUCUUGAAAAUUCUGAAAAUAUUGAAAAUGUUGAGAAUGUUGAUACUGUCGAAAAUAUUGAGAAUGUUGGAAAUAUUGGAAAUGAAGAAAAUGUUGAUAAUGUCGGAAACGUCGGAAAUGUUGAAAAAAAAAUCGAAUAUUCAGAAGUUGUGGUAGGCAAUGAAAAAGAUGAUUAUGACGAUGAUAGUGAUAAAAAUAUCAUAGCUAAUAUACGAAAUCUCUUCGAUACCAUGUCUCAAAGCAAAUCAACUCCAUUUUCUUUGGAUGACGAUAUUUUGAAUGUCAUUAAUAAUGCAGAAAUUGUGGAAAGUGUGGAAAGUGUGGAAACUAUGGAAAGUGUACAAAGUGUGGAAGGUGUAGAAAGUAUGGAAAACGUGGAAAGCGUGGAAAGUAUGGAAAACGUAGAAGAUGUGGAAAGUAUGGAAAACGUGGAAAGUGUAGAAAAUGUCAAGAAUGUAGUAAGUGUAAUAAGUGCAGAAAAUGCAGAAAAUGUACAAAAUUUAGACAUUGCAGAAAAUGUACAAAAUGUAAACAUUGCAGAAAAUAUAUAUUUAUCUCAAUUAGAUAAUAUCCCUCGAGAACAUAUUUCAUCCUCUCAAAUAAUUAUGAAUAAUGAAUCUUUAUCAUCCUCACAAUCAAUCCUCAUAAAUAAUGAUUUAAAUGAUACUCUAAAUGAUAAUCUAAAUGAGACUAUAAGUAAUACUUUGAAAAUACCCAUCAAAAACAAUUUUUGUAUCACGAUCACGAAUGAUGAUAGUGACUCCAAAUCUGCAAUUAUAACCAUUCGUGAAAAUUGUAAUAUGGAUGAAUCUCAUGAUCCUUCUAAUUUAUUAAAACUUAAAAAUAGACUUUCUGAAUUAGAAGCAAUUAAUAAAAAUCUUGAAGAUGAAAAUAAAGACCUUCACUUGAAUAUUAAAAGGCAAUCGGAUGAAAUCGGUUCUGAGAACAAGAGAUUACAUCAUGAGAUCAAUAACAUUCGUUUGGAAAAUGAUAAGUUAUGUGAAGAGAAUAAAGAUAUUCGUUCCGAAUUUACAAAAUUGGCUGAUGCAAAUGAAGAAAAUCGUGUGGAAAAUGAAAAAUUAUUUAUAUCGAAUCAAUCCUUAAUUAAUGAAAUUGAAUUAUUACGUACAGAAUUUGAAAAUAUUUCAAAAGAAAAAGAGGAAGCUGUUAAAUUAUCAUUGGAAUUAAAUAAUCUUCAUACUUCAAAUGAAAGUUUUAAAGAUGAAAACAAAAAACUUCUCGAAGAAAUUGAUGAAUUAACGAUAGAUUAUCAAAAUUUAUAUUCUGAAAAUAAUGAAUUAACUUCAGAAAAUCAAAAUCUUUUGGAAGAGAAUAAAUAUCUUCGUAAUGAUAUUUCCGAAUAUGUUGAUGAGAAUGAAAAAUUUCGUAAAGAGAAUCAACAACUUAGUUCAUGGGUUCGAAAAUGGGAUCAUGACACUCUAACUAAAGAAAAUAAGAAUCUUCAUUGGAAAAUCAAAAAUCUUGAAGAACAAAAUAAAAAUCAUCAUCGGAAAAUUAAAAAUCUUGAAGAUGAAAAUAAUCAAUUGAGGUUAACAAUCGAUACCAAUAAAAUGGAUUUAAAAAAUGUUAAAGCUCAAUCUAUUCAUUUACAAGAGGAAAAUAAUCGAAUGAAUGGUAAAGUUGGACAUUUUCAAUCGGAAAUUCAAAAGGAGGUGAAUAAGAGAGUUUCAUGUCAACGUAAAUUUAUGGAACUUCAAGGAAUCGUCAUUGAUGUUCAAAAAGAAAAUGAAACCUUGAAACGUGAAAAAAAACGUGAAUUAGAAGAUAAAGUUUCAGCAUUUAAUAAAUGUCGAGUUUGUUACUCUGAACCUAUCACUCAUGCUAUCGUACCUUGUUAUCAUAUGGCACUUUGUGGAGUAUGUGUUCACGCCGUUGAUAAAUGUGUGAUAUGUCGUAAACCAAAAGAAUCAGUUCUUAGGGCCUUAGAAAAAGAUUCCAAAGAAUAUAAAGCGUUGCAUGAAAUUAAUGCUUUUCCAUAUCGUCCUGGUUUUCAAGCAUGUUCUUCCCCCUCUAGAACUUCCCCACUCUCUGUAUCAGUUUUAUCUGAUUCUUUCGUCUCUAAUACUUUUAAUAUUACUGGAACACUAACGAAACCCAUUACCCCAGAUUACUUACUUUAUAUUAAAUAUAUUGAUAUUACUGUUGUGCUUCCUGCAGUUUUAAAUCAGGUCUUUGUUACGCAAAUUCCAACUGGAACCUCAGUUAAUGUAGUAGAGAAGGUUUCGGUGCCAGAUGGUUUACCGAUAAAUCUAAACCACCUGAUGUUAUAG
Diversispora eburnea is the source of this 2949-nucleotide messenger RNA. NCBI's taxonomy places the organism in Eukaryota, Fungi, Glomeromycota, Glomeromycetes, Diversisporales, Diversisporaceae. The record is from the annotation of a GenBank genome assembly.